GGAUAAAGACAUGGCUGGGGGCUGGGGCUAGAGAAGGACAACUUCAAGGCCAGUCCUGACCUUUGCUCCUCCUCAAUAUCUGCCUUAGAGUCUGAGAUGGGUAGCAGUACUGCUUGCUCCCAUUGUGGCUGCAGCUAUGUCCAGGGUCCUGAAGGAAGUGCCAUCUUAGGGCCAGAGAAGGCAUUAUGCUCACUGUCCUCUCCUCACAGGGACCAAGGACACUUGUCAGGAAGAUGAGGUGCAAAGAGAAGAGAAUCUCUGGAACUCCGUACAGCAGGCCUGGGGACCUGAAGGAGAGAUGGGGAUCCCUCCCACUCUCCAUGAAGAUACUCCACAAGCAGCUGCUUUGGGCUUAAGGAGUCUCUUUCUUGGGCGUCUCCUGGAACCCUGGCCUCUGGGCAGGUCGGGUAGCGGGCACAGUGAACGGCCUAUGAGCGCCGCUGCGAUUGGCUCACCGAGACUUGGAGAGAGGGCGCGCCGCGUCCCCGGGGCUCUGGGAGUGGGAACUGACCCGUGGGGCCAGGCCACUGCACGGCUUGGAUCCGCACGCUCGCGCAGUCGGGACCUACCAGCUAAGCUGUGAUUCCGUCCUCCAGCCCCUAGAGGGCGAAGCGGCGCCGCGGCCCCGGUCGCCCUGAGCUCCCUCCCACCGCCAGAAGGCGGCGCUCUUGGACGCUGGGCGGCCGCGCUGUACCCACCGUCGAGGCUGCGUGCGUGAGUUCCUUCGAGAGCUCUGGCCAGACCUCUCGGUCUUCACAGUUGACCGCACCGAGCCCCAGGGGUGCAUGGAGUCCUGCUAGAGCAUCUUCAACCCAGUUCCUGGAUGAGCUGAAGUCGCCUUUUACUCCAAGGCCCAGCACCUCACUCACUUGCCCAGAGCAGGCCCACUCUUCCCGGGAAGUGAUGGAAGGGCCUGUUGAGGAUGGGGAUGUAUCUCUAGACUCCCAGGCCCUGGCCACCGACUGGAGGUUUGCUGUAUGCAGCUUCAGAGAUGCAUGGGAAGAGGAAGAACCUGCUCCCCCGAUACAGGUUAAGGACCCCAGUCCUGCAAGACCAGCAACAGGGGCAGUGGAAGACAAAGGGCUUCAGGGAAGCCCCUUGUUCCGGGAUCUUCAGUCACUUCCAGAACCAAGAGCUGCAGAUGGGUCAGGGGACAGCCAAAGGAUCACAUUAGAAAGCUCCUCAGCCCAAUCACAGGAGCCUGCCCUCUCUAUAGUGGAGAACCUCUUAUAUCCCAUGUCCUCCCACCUCAGCCUGGCACAGGGUGAGAAUUCCAAACUAGAGGGAGGUUUGAUAGGGGACCCAGGUGCAGGCAGGGCAUUGCCAGCUGGCUUUGGCCCUGAGGGGUUGGACAGCAACCCUGUGGACCUUGGAGACCCUUUAUCAGAGUCAUCAUCAAAUCUACCAGAGGCAGACCCCAGUGGAUCCAGCUUCCUUAAGCCUGCUGACUGCCUCCUGGCCCAAGACCUCACCUGGGAGCUGCUGGCCAGUGGCAUGGCUGCCUUACCAGGGACUCAUGAUGUAGAAGGCCGGGCAGUGCUGCUUCUGUGUGCCCACAGCCCAGCUUGGUCUCAUCCCAAGUGCAACAGCCAUGAACUUCUGAGCCUUUUGCUGUACCUACGUGGCAUCCCCAGGCCCGAAGUACAGGCACUGGGACUGACCAUACUAGUUGAUGCCAGAAUUUGUUCCCCAAGCUCUUCCCUCUUCUAUGGUCUUAGCCAACUGCAAGAAGCAGCCCCAGGGUCUGUGCAACAGGUGCUGCUAGUUGGAAACAUGCCAGAGGAGAUGCCCACAAGGCUUCAGCUCAAACAGCUGCCCUCUCAUCAGAGCCUACUGACCCACAUUCCCACCUCAGAGUUGCCCACUUCGCUAGGAGGAUGCCUGCCUUACUGCCACCAAACCUGGCUGGAUUUCCGGAUGCGUCUGGAAACCCUACAACAGCAUUGCCAGGUGGUUUGUACCCUGCUCCAGAAGGCCAUUGACAGUGUGAAGGCUGUGCCUCAGCCCAUGGAGUCUGGAGAAGCUGGUCAGAUGCUACAGCAGGCACAUUUCCUCAUGCAGCAGGUGUUAGAUUCACCACAGCUGGCCUGGCUACAGAGUCAGGGAAGCCUAGAGCUGGUGAGGUUGAAGCAAGGAAUAUCAGAGAGCCCUGAUUACAGGUCUGCAGUGGAUAAGGCUGAUGAACUGUAUGGCCAAGUGGAUGGACUGCUGCACCAGCUGACCCUGCAGAGCAACCAGCAAGUAGAGACCCUAGAACUGCUCCAAACUCUGGAAGCCCAGGAAGGUGGACUACACCAGAUUGAAGUGUGGCUACAGGAGGUGGGCUGGCCAGCACUGGAAGAGCCAAAGGAACCCUCACUGGACAUGCUGCUCCAGGCCCAAGGCUCCUUUCAAGAGCUGGACCAGGUUGCCCAGGAGCAGAUCAGGCAAGGGGAGAAGUUUCUGCAGCCACUGGUUGGCUGGGAGGCUGCUGAACUGGGUCCCCAUGGGAAGCGGUUUUUGGCCCUGAGAACCCAGCUGACAGAAUUCUCCAAGGCUUUGGCCCAGCGGCGCCAGCGAUUGGCAGAUGCUGAGAAGCUGUUUCAGUUCUUCAAGCAGGCUUCAACAUGGGCUGAGGAGGGGCAGCGGGUACUGACAGAACUGGAGCAGGAGUGCCCAGGGGUUGUACAGCAGCGGCUGCAGCUGCACUGGACUAGGCACCCAGAUUUACCUCCUGCCCACUUCCGGAAAAUGUGGGCUCUGGCCACAGGCUUGGGUUCAGAAGGCAUCCGCCAGGAAUGUCGUUGGGCCUGGGCACAGUGCCAGGACACCUGGUUGGCCCUGGACCAGAAGCUAGAGACUACACUGAAGCCACCACCACCAAACACAGCUACCUUGUGUGUCAGCCGGGCCCCUGCCGUACCCACCGUCCCUCCAAUGAGAAAGGCCCACAGCGUUGAUCGGAAUCUGGGGCAUCUUGGUGAGAUUGCCCAUCGCAGCCACUGUGCUGCCAUCAUUGCUGACUGCCACAGACCCAAGGUUGGAGGAGGUGCCCAGCCCAGGUCAUCCUUUUCUAUGCCUCUGCCAGGCAGCUCUGACCUCAGGAGCCCCAACAGGCUACAGCUGGUAUUGGCAGAGAUGGUGGCCACAGAGCGUGAGUAUGUCCGAGCCCUUGACUAUACCAUGGAGAAUUACUUCCCCGAGCUAGAUCGACCUGAUGUGCCCCAGGGCCUUCGUGGCCAGAGUGCCCAGCUCUUUGGCAACCUUGAGAAACUUCGGGACUUCCACUGCCAUUUCUUCCUGCGUGAGCUAGAGGCUUGCACCCGGCAUCCACCCCGAGUGGCUUAUGCCUUCCUGCGCCACAGGGUGCAGUUUGGGAUGUAUGCGCUCUACAGCAAGAACAAACCUCGCUCUGAUUCCCUGAUGAGCAGCUAUGGUCACACCUUCUUCAAGAACAAGCAGCAAGCACUGGGAGACCACCUGGACUUGGCCUCCUACUUGCUAAAGCCCAUCCAGCGCAUGAGCAAAUAUGCCUUACUGCUGCAGGAGCUGACAAGGGCCUGUGGGGGCCCAGCACAAGAGCUGGGUGCCCUACAGGCAGCCCAGAGCCUUGUGCACUUUCAGUUGCGACAUGGCAAUGACCUCCUAGCCAUGGAUGCCAUCCAGGGCUGUGAUGUUAACCUCAAAGAACAGGGGCAGUUGGUAAGACAAGAUGAGUUCACAGUGCGUGCUGGGCGCCACAAAUCCCUUCGUCGUGUUUUCCUGUUUGAGGAGCUGCUGCUUUUCAGCAAGCCUCGCCGUGGGCCUGCAGGUGUUGACAUAUUUACCUACAAGCAUUCCUUUAAGAUGGCAGACCUUGGCCUCACUGAGUCCUGUGGGGAAAGCAAACUGCGCUUCGAGAUCUGGUUCCGUCGUCGCAAGGCCAGGGACACUUUUGUGCUGCAGGCCUCCAACUUGGCCACCAAACAGGCCUGGACAGCUGAUAUCUCCUGCCUGCUUUGGAGGCAGGCUGUCCACAACAAGGAGGUGCGCAUGGCUGAGAUGGCAUCCAUGGGCAUGGGAAACAAGGCCUUCUGGGACAUUGCUCCUAGUGAAGAAGCUAUCAAUGACCGAAACAUCAACUAUGUACUAAAGAGCCGAGAAAUUCGCUCUCGGGCCUCCAUCGCUGUUGCCUCAUUUGACUGUGACAACCCCUAUCUGGGGGCCAUGGGCUCCCUUCCUGGAGAUCGUGCCUCUUGCUCUGUUCUGGGGUCUCUCAAUCUGCACCUGUACAAAGACCCAGCUCUUCAGGGUGUUCGCUGGCCAUUGUAUCCACCCAACUUCCCAGAGGAAGCAGCACUGGAGGCUGAGACGGAGUUGGGCAGCCAGCCCUCUUUGACUCCUGAGGAUUCAGAGGUUUCAUCCCAGUGCCCAUCAGCCAGUGGCUCCAGCGGCUCUGAUAGCAGCCGUGUGUCAGGGCAGGUCCUGGGCAGAGGCCUUGAGGACAUGUCCUAUGUCUGAGCCCAAGUUCAAAGGUGAACAGUGGAUCCAGCAACCAGUAAUUCCAUGGAACAUCGCACCUCUGGAUCUGCCGUAACCAGUGCAUGGCUGGCACCUGGGCCACCCUUCAUACCUAACAUGUGAAGCCUUGUUGACUACCCUUCCUGUAACCAUCAACUGACUGACCUGGGUCCUCUCCAGGGAAGUCUGGCUACAGAGUGUAAACAAAGUCCUUAAUCCCAAGCCUCUAGGAUUCUUCUGUCUCCUCUCCAGCCAGUGCCCCAGUUUAUAAAUUAAGGAAAGGCUAGGACAGAAGUUGGGUAUUUCCAAACUCUAGGCUGGUAAGGCAGCAUGGAAGUCUCAGAGGUCCUGAGGGACACAGGUGGGUUCCCAGCAGCUGCUUCUCAACCCCUGGCCUUAAUGCUGAACUCUCCAAACACAGAGGACAGUCUGUUUCUAUAGGGUCUUUAUCCUUGCCUGCCUUGGUUCCUUAGCUCCAGUCCCUUGUUUUCUGGGCCAGUUGGUCAUUUUGACUCGAUGCUUUUUGAACAGUUUUCGGUUAGAGUUGUUUACUAUUGUUUAACUGGUCAUUUGGACAUUGUCUUCUUAGAGAAGAAGUCUAGGCCUUCAUCUUUUGAUUUAACAUUUUAUUUGUUUAUAAUAAAAAACAG
This is a messenger RNA of Nannospalax galili (Upper Galilee mountains blind mole rat), 5129 nucleotides long. It is a transcript of the gene Plekhg4, whose product is annotated as pleckstrin homology and RhoGEF domain containing G4. Lineage: Eukaryota; Metazoa; Chordata; Mammalia; Rodentia; Spalacidae. The transcript has 25 exons. The coding region runs from base 904 to 4479 and encodes 1191 amino acids. Gene Ontology annotation, molecular function: guanyl-nucleotide exchange factor activity. The record is from RefSeq and is a predicted model, not a curated record.